Nyctereutes procyonoides (raccoon dog) is the source of this 4262-nucleotide messenger RNA. RefSeq names its product zinc finger protein 672 (gene ZNF672). The record is from RefSeq and is a predicted model, not a curated record. Lineage: Eukaryota; Metazoa; Chordata; Mammalia; Carnivora; Canidae. The coding region runs from base 2758 to 4116 and encodes 452 amino acids. Gene Ontology annotation, biological process: negative regulation of transcription by RNA polymerase II. Gene Ontology annotation, molecular function: DNA-binding transcription repressor activity, RNA polymerase II-specific. The transcript has 4 exons.
CGGGGCUGGCGGCUCUGAGGCCUUCCAGAUAGACGUCCCAGCAACCGGUGACGCCGCCCGCAGGAGGCCGACGACUGGUCAGCCGGGGACGCGGGACUGGAGCGUGACUCCCUAUCCCGAGGCGCCUCCCAGCUGCCCCACUCGGCGGCCGCGCGCUCCGCCUGCCCCUUCCUCCGACGCCCCAGUCCCGCGAUCCGGGAGGCGGGGGCGGCGAACCGGCUGAGUGGGGGCUGCGCGGUGUACAAGGAGCCAGUCGGCGACCGAUUUUAUUUGACACAGACAGCGCUGGGGCGAUAGCGCACAAGCAGGGGAGGUGCAGCCUCCCCGCUGAACAGGGAGCCGGAUGCGGGGCUCCAUCCCAGGACCCUGGGAUCAUGACCUGAGCAGAAAGCAGAGGCUUAACGACUGAGGCGCCCAGGCGCUCCUAAACCUUAUUUCCAUAUGAAACGUUAGGAUAGCUUCCUUUUUUUUAUUUUUUUAUUUUUUUUUUAUUUUUAUUUUUUUUAGGAUAGCUUCCUUUACUGAGUUUUCCCAGGCACCUGAAGUCCCCUGUCCAAGGUCACACAGCUAGUAAGGAGGAACUGCCUCUGUGGUUCUUUCGUGGAUGUUGGCAGUUCCAUUUCAGUAAACCAAAGCAGACUACUUGCGGUAUGUGCAGUAUCAGAUAGGGCUAGGGAGGAUACGAUGACUGGAGAGAGGCCUCCUCCUCCUGUAACCUAACUUUUGAAAGAAUUAUUUCCAAAUUAACGUAUUUUUUAAAAGCACUGAGUGCCAUCCAUGUGCCCAACUUCUUGCUAGGCCCAGAAAAGGUGUAAAACGCCUUCCCACAUCCCAGUCCUGCGAUGCUUUGCCCUCUGUGGGUUGCAGUUUUGGGCAAGUGUCAAAGGAACCUAGGGAAUAGACUAUCCUACUAUAUAUGUUCUAUCCCUGCCGACAUCCCUAUCUUCUUCACACUUUCCAGUGCACAGGAAAAGCUCUGUGAAGGCAAAACUUCCAGAAGAGUGUAUUUGGAUCAUGAUCAGGCUUGGGCACUUGGGAUGGGAAGCAGCACUUCCGAAAACUUGUCAGACUGAAUCUGAAGCUGAAAGGGGCAACUUCUUUUGAAGUACUGGACCUUGUUUCUGUUAUGGAAGAAAAGAAAGCAAGGAGUAGCCAUUCUGAUUUCCUCCCAUUCACAGACCCUUUUGCUUCCAGGGCAAACUACAUCAUGGAGUGAGUGUACAGAAUAUCCUGUUACAAAGGAAUGAGAAGAGAACAUCCUGUAGUGGCCACUCCUGCCCAUCGUGGAGGGAGCAGAAACUGCAGAGCUGAGGUUUGUGGCUUUCAAGGCUUUUUUCAAUGGAUCCCAUUUAUGGGGUGUUUUAAGCAGAGCUGAGUAUUUAGGGUGUUUCUAUCUGGCAAUAAGAAAAUGCUCACCAUUUUGUUUGCUUCCUCUCCCUGACCUGUUGAGUGACACAGCCUAUAUAUAUAUAUUAUAGAAGCUAUACCUAAUCUUCACUGAAUUUAGCUGGGACCAACCUAUGGGCCUCUGAGGAGAACAGUCAGUGAUGGGGCCUGCGGGAGGUUCUGUACAGAAAGGCUGAGCCUGCCCCCAGACAGCUACCUGGACCAACCUGUCAGAAAGAUAUAGGGAUAACAUCAGAGAUAAACAGGGCAGCAGAUCAGAGUCCGUCUCCAUAAUGGAGCUUCUCUGCUAGUCUGGAUUCUCCGAUUGCUGGAGCUAGGGCAGUGAAAAAAGACUGGAGAAUGUUUACAAACAACUGGGAUGACCUGAGAAUUAGGAAGGAAUGCUCCUUUCUUCUCCCCAUGUUUCCUGAAGAUGGGAAAAGCACUCCUAGUAUAAUGCCAUUAACUUUCAAUAUUGUUCUUUGUGGAUGAUUCAUGUUCCUUUCUACCUCUUUUCUGAGUCCUGAGUUGCUUUCUCAAGGCAAAGCCAGGGAACUUUGACGUGGGGUGCUUAUUUAUCAGGUGCUGUCCAAAGCAAAGGUGCAGUACUUUGGGGUUUCUCAGAUAACCAUCCCUUACCCGGGCCCCAGUCCUCUCUGAGACUUUUGCCCAGACUGCUGCUUCUGCACAGGUACCCCCCUUGUCCUUCCAGCCCAGCCCUGGCUGGGUUCACACUGGGGACUUAGGAAACCAGAGUCACAGAGGAAGGUGUUGCUGCCAUGUAGGCCCAGGGGCCUUCUCAUUGCCCCUCCCCCGUUGGUGUUUCCUAGUGCAUCUCCAGGCCGAGACCUCCGAUCUACUGACACAAAACAGGCUGGCUAUUCCUCAUCCCCUCCCUCCCUCUCUGAAUCCCUCCUGCCCUUCCUUGCAUGAGGGCCCCCCUCCCCAUAUUCUAGGAGUCCUAUGGCUUUGUCUCCUCUCGGAGAAUGCAAUCCGGGAGACGGCCUGGCCGAGGAAGUUACAAGAGACAGGGACCCUGGGCUUGCCUCUCCAUUCCCCAAGGUGUAGCUGUUGCAGCUGUUACUGUGGCUGACAGCGACUUUCUCCCUGUAGGGCUCUGAGUGAAGGGUGAAGCUGGCUGCAGCCCACCCGAGAAAAAGCUGCAGAGCCUGCCCACAGGAGAAGGAACCUGGUGUCUGCCAGCCAGCUUCCCAGGCCUCCCGUUCCUCCCUCUGCCACCCCCUUUGCAGGCUUUCAGAAAACCGAGUAACACGCAGUCGGAGGAGGUGGACCCCGGAGUGGGAGAGGCACCUUUCCCGGCCAGCCUGGCCCCGGCCUGCAUCCCGAGGGCGCCCCGGCCGAGCCCUCGCCAUGCUCGCCAUGCUCGCGGGAUCAGGGGCGGCGGCGGCGGCGGCAGGAAGGCCCUACGGGUGCAGUGAGUGCGGCAAGAGUUUCCGCUACAGCUCGGUGUUGCUGCGCCACGAGCGCGCCCACGGCGGCGACGGCGGCUACCGCUGCCUCGACUGCGGCGAGCGCUGUGCCUCGGCGGCCGACCUGCGCGUCCACGGGCGCGCCCACGCGGGCCAGACACUCUACAUCUGCGGCGAGUGCGGCCAGAGCUUCCGCCACAGCGGCCGCCUCGACCUGCACCAGGGCGCGCACCGGCGGCGCAGCUCCCGCGCUUGCCGCGCCUGCGGCCGCCGCUUCCCACACCACCCGGCUCUGCUGCUGCACCGGCGCCGCCGGCACCCCCCCGAGCGGCCGCGCCGCUGUCCCCUGUGCGCCCGCGCCUUCCGGCAGAGCGCGCUGCGCUCCCACCAGGCGCGGGCGCACCCGUGGGCCCUGCCCGCCGUGCCCGGCCCCCCGCCCCUCCGCGGCGCGCAGGGCCCACGGGCCUUCGGCAGCCACACGGGGCCACGGAGCCACGCCCGCGAGUCCGCAGGGCCGCCGCCCGCGCCGGCCACGCACCAGUGCGGUGUGUGCGGGAAGAGCUUCGGCAAGAGCUCCAUACUGGCGCGGCACCUGCACACGCACUCGGGGGAGAGGCCCUUCGCGUGCCCCGAGUGCGGAAAGGGCUUCCAGGAGAGCGCCACGCUGGUGCGCCACCAGCGGACGCACACGGGGGAGAAGCCGUUCGCGUGCGGGGACUGCGGCCGCCGCUUCAGCGAAAGCUCCACCCUGGUGCGCCACCAGCGCAGCCACCGGGGAGAGCGGCCGCACGCGUGCCCCACGUGCGGCAAGGGCUUCGGGCAGCGCUCCGACCUCGCGGUGCACCAGCGCAUCCACACGGGCGAGAGGCCCUUCCCGUGCGCCGAGUGCGGCCGCCGCUUCAGCGACCGCUCCGACCUCACCAAGCACGGGCGCACGCACACGGGCGAGAGGCCCUACCGCUGUGAGCUGUGCGGCAGACGCUUCACAUGCGUGUCCAACCUCAACGUGCACCGGCGCAACCACGCCGGCCGCAAGCCCCACGAGUGCCCCGAGUGCGGCAAGGCCUUCAGCGUGGGCUCCAAGCUGGCACUGCACCGCAAGACCCACCUGGGCGAGCGGCCGGCCGAGUGCGCCGAGUGUGGCAAGUGUUUCAGCCACAGCCGUUCGCUGUCCCAGCACCAGCGGGCCCACGCCCGGGCUCGAGCCGCCGGCGCUGCCACCCAAGCCACCGCAGCAGCCGCAGUCCUCUUCGCCAGGCAGGCAGAGCAGGAAAAGCCUGGCCUCUGGUGUCCUAGUUGAGGGACACCUGCUGAGAAGCGUCUUGGGAGGCGGCUGGGCAGGGACUGAAGCGCUGGCACAGCGACAGUGGGGCACCCGGCAGGCGGAGGUCCGCGCGAGGUCACCGUGGCUGCCCGCGGCCUUCCCACGCCCCCGCUGGUAACCCU